Messenger RNA from Betta splendens (Siamese fighting fish), 1632 nucleotides. RefSeq names its product small integral membrane protein 29 (gene smim29). The coding region runs from base 324 to 629 and encodes 101 amino acids. The record is from RefSeq and is a predicted model, not a curated record. The transcript is spliced from 5 exons. NCBI's taxonomy places the organism in Eukaryota, Metazoa, Chordata, Actinopteri, Anabantiformes, Osphronemidae.
UUUGUUAGGUCCCAACCCUCUAGACUCAACCUGUCUGUAGUAAUGACACCUUUAUUGUGAAGGGACGGUACCGGAAGUGUAGCUGUUGCUGGGUAGAGGAAGUAGCUUGUGGCGACGCGUAACGUUUAGUGGACGUGUAACGCUGCGUUUCUCAGUUUCCUGCUGAUUAGGGAGGGCAGUGAUACCAUGUGCAAGUCACAUGAACGACGAGGAUGAGGCAGGAACAACACUGGGGCAUUCUGAGGAGAGAGCCAUUGCACAGUGUCUUCCUGGGGGUGGGGGUUUGCUGCCUGUGAGGCUCGUGCUCGUUCUCAACAUAUGCAAUGAAUAGCACCACGCAGCCCCCUACCGACAUAAAUGGAGAUGUGGCAGUCAGCUACGUGUUGGUGCCGUUCGUCUUGAUCACUGUUUUUGGAAUAGCUGCAGCUGUGGUCAUGUAUCUUCGUAAGAGAAAAAGAAUUGACAGACUACGUCAUCAGCUGUUUCCAGUUUACUCAUAUGAUCCUUCUGAGGAGCUAAUUGAAGCUGAACAAGAAAUCUGGAGAGACGAUGACACAAGGAUUGUACAAGGUUGGUCCAGAGGCUAUCAGCAGCAAUGCCCUCUCCUGUCCAAAGAUGCCAAUGCAUAACAGUGCAAAGUCAACAUGUUACUUGUUGGAGACAACCUUCAGCCACACAGAUCAGUUGUAUUCACCUCCAUGCACCUAACUUUUUUUACACUCUGCUACUGUGAGCUUUGAGUCAGCAUCUCUUAUUUCUCUUUUAAAUACUGUGCAGUCAGUGGGCGACUCUGACACAUUUAUCUAAUAGAAGCAGCAGCUUGAACUUAUUUAUUUAAAAUAACUUAUUGGAUUUGGGUUAAUGGGGUUGUGUGACUCAUCCUGAAGAAGACGGGCUGUAUCUGCACAUACAGGUUCCAGUAGGUACAGCCUUGUUUACAUUUAUAAUGCUGUUGUGGGUGACAUGUGGUGAGCAGUUAUGUUCCUGUGGGUUGCAGCUGGCAUUUACACAGACUGUAAUUUAGGGGCUGUGGUAAGACUGAAUGUUGUGCUCUAGUUAAACUUCAUCACUUCGCUGUGAGAGGUUUGUGAUCAUUACCUGGACUGCCUGUUGUGUAGACGAUGUUUGCAGCCUGUUAUACACAAACAUGGCUUUUUCAUCUUUAAAGAGAUGUUAUUUGCAUCAAACACUGAGACACUGGAGUUUUAUGGUUUAGAUGUGAGUUUGAAAAGCUUUUUAAUUCAGUUUCAUUUUGAUCCUAAAGGGUGAACACACCCUAUUCUUGUUUUUAUUUGAUCUCUGAGCUUAACAGGCUCCACGAUGAUCUGGAUCUAUCUGCAGUUAAGCCAAAUCCUGUGACUUGCAUCAAUGGCAUGAAAAAGGAGAUAUGGCAGUAAAUAAAACCACCUCCUUUUUCUGAUCCCUUAAAUAAGGUGUGACUAGUUCACUAAAAACCCAUGUCUGCAAGACAUGGCACCAGCAUUUACCUCCGCCUGGAAGAUCUGUCCAGAUGAAUGCCAUAGGCCUGACUGUACCUAUGACUCAGGAAACCUCACUCUUGAUGAAUUGUAACUGUUCCUGAGGUUUAUUUGCCUUGUAGUUGUGAAUGUAAACUAAAAACCAAACUGUUAA